This is a messenger RNA of Octopus sinensis (East Asian common octopus), 6631 nucleotides long. RefSeq lists its product as uncharacterized. The transcript has 35 exons. Gene Ontology annotation, cellular component: extracellular region. NCBI's taxonomy places the organism in Eukaryota, Metazoa, Mollusca, Cephalopoda, Octopoda, Octopodidae. The record is from RefSeq and is a predicted model, not a curated record. The coding region runs from base 270 to 6131 and encodes 1953 amino acids. Gene Ontology annotation, molecular function: chitin binding.
AUUCCUUCAUCUUAAUCCGUUUACUUCAGACAUACAGAGACAGUCACCUUUACAGUGACACCUCUGUUCGCAGUUUCGUAUUUGUACCUUCUGCUACGGCUGCGGCUAUCCGUGUGUAGCAUUCAAUUAUAUCUUCUUGUUCUUGUUCUUGUUGAUGCAGCUGUUUGCUAUUGUCGUUGGAGCUGUGAUUGUUAUUGAAUAAGUGGAGGUCUUUCCUCCACUGGGACUCAAAGCCCGGAUAUUUUCCCCACUUUUUUUAAAAUUUGGAAAUGCCUUUUUCGCAAACUGGAACGAAGACUAUUUUCGGAUGGUCGGCUUUGAUUCUUCUCUGUUUUCUAAGCCAAACUGCACAUGCGCAGCAGUGUAAUGAACUAUGCUUCAACUUGACCAAUUCCGAACAACCUAAGAGUAAUGAAACCACACAACCGGCCAACGACGAAAUUUAUCAAAGAUGUCAUAUAAUUUGUGAGAAGUUUCGUUCGAAUAACACAGCAUGCAGAUUGGUUUCUAUUCAUGAAAUGCUACGGUCGACAGUAAACGUGUCAAAAUUAUGUUCCAAAGAAAAUCUAAUGACGGAAUGUCAACCGUGUGUAACCGGUGGAUUUUAUUCGCAUCCGAACGACCAAGGCAGAUAUUACCAAUGUGUUUAUGGUGUACUUCUGCCAAAAUAUUGUCAAUCUGGAACCAUUUGGUACCAACAUACAAGGACGUGUAUCUUCGACUUUCUGUCACGAUGGAAGAACAAGUUGAAUAUACGUAGGGACGGCCUGGAUGUUCAACCGACACAAGUUCAAAGUGCUUCUGAGACGAUGUGUGUUUUUGGCGUCUAUAAUCCUAAAUGUAAACCAUGUGAAAAUGACAGUUAUCACAGCAAAACAGCAUCGCUCACUCACUUCUAUCAUUGCAAAAACGGCUGGCUCUAUCUCAUGUAUUGUCCCUCGGGAACAAUAUGGAAUAGUACGUUAUCAGCAUGUGUUUACGGAGCAUCAUCCCUUUGUCUCUAUGGUAACGAUGACACAGAUUGUCUACCAUGUCUGCAAGACACUUACUACAGCAAACCUGGAUCCGUAAGACAAUUCUACCAAUGUGUCCAUGGAUGGUUAUUUGUGAGGUCUUGUCCAACUGGAACCGUAUGGGCUGGCCUGUUAAAAGAAUGCGUAGCUGGCAGCGUUCCAGGCAUAUGGAAUACAGCAGAGGGAAUUCCAGAUAUUUCAGACCUUCCAGAACAUGUUCCAGAUGUCACUAACAUACCAUCGGGGGUUCGAGAUGAAUCCUCUCCAUCAAAAGGCUUGCACUCAAGGGAGCCGAUCGAUCCUACAAGGACCAAUUUCUGUAUCUUUGGAGUGAAUCAGCCAAGAUGUCGUCGAUGUGCUCCCGGAACAUUUUAUCCGAAGCUGAAAUCCACAAUCGAAUUUUACCAAUGCCUCUCUGGAUGGCUGUUCAUCAUGGAGUGUCCUUUAAACACAGUUUGGGACGGCGAAUCGACUAAAUGCAUCUAUGAUGAACUUGCUUCUGCAUUACGUGGAAUAAAUGCUAAACCUGAAAAUCAAACAGGCGAGGGAGGUAAUGGUAGAGAAACAGCCAUUGGUGGUAGCCAGGGUACAGGAGGAGCUACAGGUGGUAACCAGGGUACAGGAGGAGCUACGGGUGGUAGCCAGGGUGCAGGAGGAGCUACGGGUGGUAGUCAGGGUGUAGGAGGAGCUACGGGUGGUAGCCAGGGUACAGGAGGAGUUACGGGUGGUAGCCAGGGUACAGGAGGAGCUACAGGUGGUAGUCAGGGUACAGGAGGAGCUACGGGUGGUAGCCAGGGUGCAGGAGGAGCUACGGGUGGUAGUCAGGCUACAGGUAGUAGCCAGGGUACAGGAGGAGCUACGGGUGGUAGCGAGGGUGGCAGCCAAAUUCCAGGCGGAAUUGCAGGCGGUAGCCAGGGAACGGGAGGAGAGGGAGGAGCAAGCGGUAGCCAAGGCAAAGGAGGAGUUACAGGCGGUAGCCAGGGUACAGGAGGAGCUACGGGAGGAACCGGCGGAACACAAGGCAGUCAGAUUAUAGGAGGAGGUGCGGGUGGUAGCCAGGCUACAGGAGGAGGUACGGGUGGAGUCGAGAGUACAGGAACGGGUACAGGUGGUAGCCAGGGAACAGGAGGAGAGGGUGGAGUAAGCGGUAGCCAGGGCACAGGAGGAGUUGCAGGCGGUAGCCAGGGUACAGGAGGAGGUGCGGGUGGUGGCCAGGUUACAGGCGGUGGUGCGAGUGGUAACCAAGGUACAGGUGGAGGUACGGGUGGUAACCAGGAAACAGGAGGAGUUACAGGCGGGAUCCAAGGUUCAAGAGAAGGAACAGGUGGUAGCCAGGGUACAGGAGAAGUUGCAGGUGGCAGCCAAGGUACUUCUGGAGGAACAGGUGGUAACCAGGGUACUACAGAAGUUGCAGGUGGUGGCCAGGGUACUGGAGGAGGUACAAGUGGUAGCGGGGGUAUAGGUGGAGUAACAGGCGGAAGCAAGAAUACAGGAGGUGCAACAGGUGGUAAACAAGUAACAGGAGGGGCAACAAGUGGAAACCAAGGUACAGGAGGAACUGGUGUUAACCAGGGUACGGGAGGUGGAACAGGCAGCAGCCAGGGUACUGGAGGUGAUGCAAGUGGCAACCAGGGUACAGGAGGAGGUACGGGUGGAAACCAAGCUACUGGAGGAGGAACAAGUGGUAACCAAGGUACAGAAGAUGGAACAGGCAGCAGCCAGGGCACUGGAGGAGUUGCGGGUGGUAAACAAGGUACUGGGAGUGGAACAGGUAGCAACCAGGGUACUGGGGGUGUUGCAAAUGGUAACCAGGCUAAAGGAGGAGGAAAAGAUGGUAAACAGGGUAGUGGAGGAGAAACUGGUGGUGACCAGGGUGCAGGUGGGGGAACAGGUAGCAACCAAGGAACUGGAGGUGUUGCAAAUGGUAACCAGGUUUCAGGAGGAGGCGCAGGUGGUAACCAGGGUACUAUAGGAGGAAUAGGUGGCAAUCAAGGAACAGGAGGUGGAACGGGUAGCAUCCAGGGUACAGGAGGUAUUGCAAGUGGUAGCCAAAGUACAGGAGGUGGAACAGGUGGUAACCAGGGCACAGGUGGAGGAAUUGGUAGUAACCAGGGGACUGGAGGAGGAAUAAGUGGUAACCAGGGGGCUGGAGGAGGAACAGGUAGUAGCCAGGGUACAGGGGGUGUUGCAAGUGGUAGCCAGAGUACAGGAGGAGGAACAGGUGGUAAACAGGGCACAGGAGGAGGAACAGGUGGUAACCAGGGAACUGGAGGAGGAAUAAGUGGUAACCAGGGGGCUGGAGGAGGAACAGGAAGUAGCCAGAGUACAGGGGGUGUUGCAAGUGGUAGCCAGGGUACUGGAGGAGGAACACCUGGAAGCCAGGGAACAGGAGGUAAGACAGGCAGUAGUCAGGGUAGUGGGGGAGUUGCAAGCAGUAGCCAAGGCACAGGAGGCGGUACGGGAGAUAGGCAGGGUACUGGAGGAGAAUCAGGUGGUAGCCAGGGGACAGGAGGAGUUACAGGUGGUGGCCAGUCUCCUGGUACAGGAGACCAAACAGGCGGUAAUCAGGGUACCGGAGGUGUUACAGGUGGCAGCCAAGGUACAGGUAGCAGCCAAGGUACAGGUGGCAGUCAAGGUACAGGUGGUACAGACGGUAGCCAGGGUACAGGAAGUGUUACAGGUGGAGGAGUUGCAGGUGGAAAGCAAAGACCCGGUAGCGGUGGCGGUACCAGUAGCGGCGGCGGUGCAGGUGGUGGUGGCGGCGGUGGCAGUGGUGGUAGUGGUGGUGGUGGCGGACAAGUUACUGGGAAAGGUACUGCUGGCAGUGUUGGUACUGGUGAAGUUACAAAUGGUACAGGAAAUAGAAGAAUGUCGACUUUGAAACCGCCAAUAGAUCUGACUCGCGGAGGAACCACAACUGAACCUUCAUCUAGAAAGAAUAAUGGAUUUAUUCCAGUGACGCCAUCAAUACCUUCGCUUCUGGGAAUUCUCACAAAUAGAGAAACGAUCGAUGUUAAUACCACUCAGUUCUGUGUAUUCGGAGUGAAAAACCCACAAUGUCGCCCGUGUAUAAAGUACACUUACUAUUCCAAACUCGGCUCCAACAAACAGUUCUACCAUUGCAACUACGGUGUCCUCUACGUGUUAGAAUGUCCAACUCAGACAGUUUGGAACAGAAGAUUGGGAAGCUGUGUUUAUGAAUCUAAUCCUCUCUGGUCACAGAAUCUCUUAGAACGUCCGGGUCAGUUAAACAGAACAAAUGGUGGAUUCCAGCUACCGGCUGGAGCAAACGGUUUACUGGCAAAUGUAAAUGGUACUUUUGUUCCUGUGACUUCUAAUUUACCAAAGAUGAAAGCAGUCAACCCAAACGAAACCACUCUAUGCAUCAGCGAGAUAGACAACCCACAAUGUACUCCCUGUAUAAAAGACUAUUUCUACCCGAAGUUAAACUCCCUUAUACAGUUCUAUCAAUGCAGGAUCGGUUUACUUGUGCUCCUUCAGUGUCCAGUAAACACAAUAUGGGACGGUAGAUCUAUCAGGUGCCUUUAUGACAUGAUGCGGAUCACCUUUGACCCUGUGCUUAAUAUCUUUCCCGAGGAUUUUGGAAGCACCGACACAAAUAAACCAAUCAGAUGGCGAACCGAUUUAAGUAUCGAAUCUAGAACAGAUAAUGAAUCAGAAAAAGUAUGGCCGACAAGAGUCCCAGUGAAUCCCAUGACAACGAACCUGUGCAUCUAUGAAGUCAACAACACAGAAUGUGAAGCCUGUGAAAAAGGCAGUUAUUACCCAAAAGCAGAGUCAAUUGCCGAGUUUUACCAAUGUAGCCACGGCAUCUUGUUUCUAAUGCAGUGCCCAGAAAGUACGAUCUGGCAUGGAGAAUCACUAAGAUGUAUAUACGAAGAAGGUGACACGUUCAAUUACACGAAUUUCUACAAUGAAUCACAUGGAAUGGACGCCAUCAACCCGAAUGCGACGUCUUUGUGUAUAUUCGAGGCAAACAUCACAGACUGCGAACCCUGCCAGCAAGGUGGCUAUUACCCGAUAAUAGGAUCUCUGUCAGAGUUCUUCCAAUGCAGUCAUGGUCAAUUGGUUCCAAUGAAAUGUCCAGCGAGAACAAUCUGGAAUAACAAAAUCAUACGUUGUGUAUACGAUCGUUCUCAAGUCUGGUUGCUUACUGAUACGGAAACUGGCGUAGAAAAUGCCGAUGAGAUCGCCCGAAGAACUGAAAUGAAUAUUGAAUAUCCGGAAAGGGAACCGAUAAACCCUAACACAACAAAUCUGUGUAUAUUUAAAGUGAACAACACGAGGUGCUACCCCUGUCAAAAAGGCAGCUACUACCCGAAAUAUCAGUCUGAAGCACAUUUCUACCAAUGCAGUCAAGGACUGUUAUUCCUCAUGAACUGCCCAGACAAUACCAUUUGGCACGGAAAAUCAAUCAGGUGUAUCUACGACCAGACUCGGCUGUGGAGAUUGGCUGCCAUAGAAAUAAAAAAAGAUGCUGCCCUGGCCAAUGAUAUUCCUCUUCAGUUCUUGACCCCUAGGUGGCCACAGAUACCGGCUGGACAUGUUGACCUGUCAAAAAUGUGUUUAUUCGAUCACUAUGAAGCAGGGUGCCAACAUUGUACUGUGGGUAUAACUUACAGUCACCCGUUCAGACAGGACCUCUACUAUAAAUGUGUUGAGGGCGUACUCCAGCCGAAACUAUGUCCGGAUGGGAUGUGGUGGCAUCAAAUGGCAGCUCAGUGUGUGCACAAAGGUGUCUACAACAUGACUUUUUCUCAAAGACCUAUCUCUAUCUAUGAACCAAUUGAUCCAACAACCACACCCUUGUGUGUAUUUGACACUAACAACACUCGGUGUAUACCCUGCCAACCGAACAGUUACUACCCGAAGUUUAAAUCGAUCUCACAGUUCUACCAGUGCAGUCAUGGACUUUUGUUUCUCAUGCAGUGUCCAGACAAGACAGUCUGGAAUGAAGCAUCCAUCAAAUGUGUUUAUGGACCUGAACGGUAUUGGUUUGCAUUUGUGGUAAAAACCAUACAACAAUCGAAAAUACCCGGGUCAUUGAGGGAAAUUCUUCACAUCACAAAUUCCUCUUCAAGAACUAAGAUCGCCUAGAAGUGGCUGAAACAGAACACUGACAAAUGUGAAUCGAGUUGUGAAUAUAUAUAUAUAUAUGAACCAGGCACAGACACUGAAACUCACAUAUUGUUUGCAUGAUAUUUUCACUUCAAAGUCUCCCAAGUACAUUGUUACACGAAGUAAUGAUGAUAAUGCUUAUGAUGACAGUGAUGAUGAUGAUGGUGAUGACAAUAAUGAUGGUGAUAAUAAUAAUAAUAAUAAUAAUAAUAAUAAUAAUAAUAAUAAUAAUAAAAAUAUCGUGUGAUAUUAAAUUUGUAUGGCUUUUUUCUUUACCAUCACUUUAUUAAAUCGUUUUCAAAUUAUUUUUUCAAAGUGCUUGUAAAAAAAUAAUUUAUUUGACUUCUCUCCUUGUAAAAGACCAGGGUUUUGGAUUCUUUUAAGCUAAAUCUCUGGAAAUAUUAUGCAUUAUUUCUCUUUAAAUAGCUUUCUUUCGGCCUUUUAUUUCUUUCAUAAUAUGAAUAAAUAAUUACAGUUGA